GUUGUGCUGCCUCAGCCACAGUUUAAUGUGUUCCUGGUAGAGUAUUAAUAAACCUCUUUUUCUAGGUCAGGAUUAAGAAGGCUGUUACAUUUCAUUGUGAUAACAAAAUAUAGCCAAGGAAAAGGUUAAAGUUCAGUCAAAACUGAUAAAGCUAUGGCUAUAAUUCAAGAAAGAAUUGGGUGAAUCUUGUUACAAGAUCUUGAAGCUGAUCUACAGUUCUAAUCAGUAAUCUGAAAAGGCAGAGUGAUGGGAACAUGGGUUCUACUCUUGUUCUCUAUACAGUUGCCUGCUUUUCAAAUGUUGCAUCAGUGGAUAUCCUAGUAACAUCUUCAACACAAUGUCUGCAAGAGUUGAAUGAACCUGUUACAAGGGAUGUGUCUAUCCUGAACCUCAGUGGCCUCAAGCUUAGAAGAAGCUACCCAGACUGCUUGAGGUACUACAGCCAGCUACAGGUCUUACUUCUUAACACUUCCAACUUAAAUACUUUGGAUGAUACAAUAUUUUUGAACACAUCUAGUAUUAAACAGCUCUAUCUACAAGAUAACAGGUUAAGAGAAUUUCCAUCCAAACCAAUGGUUCCUCUCACUCAGCUUCAAGUCCUAUAUGUCAAUAAUAAUUACAACAAAGAGAUUAAAUCAGAUGCCUUUCAGGACUUGAAGGAGCUCAGACAGCUUCACUUGGGGCCCCAGAUGCAGUUUCAAAGCUUUGAAUAUCAAGCCCUUCUCCCUCUGAAAAAAGUUAAGGUGCUGGUUCUCAAGGGCCUCAACCUCACCUUUGUACCUGUCAUUAAUCAAAUGCAGCUGCUUCAGGAUCUGGACUUAUCUGAUAAUAAGAUCGAUAGAGUAUUAGCACAGUACUUUUAUAAUCUCACCAAACUCCGGGUGCUGCAAUUGGCAGGCUGUAGGAUCACAUUUAUCAGCAAAUCAGCUUUCAGUUCUCAGAAGAACCUAAGGCUGUUGGACCUGUCCAGGAAUGGCCUCAUAACCUUAUCCAAAGAAACACUCAGUUCUAUCAUUCAGUCAGCAGGUGGUGCUGUUGUCAUACUAUUGGCCCAGAACCCAUUUCACUGUGACGCCAGCAUGUGCCCGAUGAAGAAGUGGUUGGAUACUGUAAAGUUGCACAUACAGCUGGACAUGAUGUGUAGUAGCCCUGAGUCUCUCAGAGGACACUGGAUGACCCAACUACCACUCACAAAAUAUAAUUGUGUAAAAGAGCCUAAUUUUGCACUUCUACCCAAAGCUUCAAACGUAAACAAAACUGCUAUAGCACAAUCAUUUCUUGGGAAAGGACCCACUGGCAUCGUAAUAGUUUCUGCGGCUGUAACUUCCCUACUCCUCAUCUCCGUAAUAUACUUAGCUUCAGCAAAAUUAAUUCAGUGGUCAUUUCUCAUGAAGCACUGUGCUUGUCGCAGUGCAGAAUCCACUCAGCAAGGUAAAGAAGAGGCUGCCACAAACAGCAUUCGUCCACAAGCCUGA
This is a messenger RNA of Mobula hypostoma (lesser devil ray), 1475 nucleotides long. RefSeq names its product leucine-rich repeat transmembrane neuronal protein 4-like. Bases 255 to 1475 code for a protein of 406 amino acids. Gene Ontology annotation, molecular function: protein binding. Gene Ontology annotation, cellular component: plasma membrane. The record is from RefSeq and is a predicted model, not a curated record. The transcript has 7 exons. NCBI's taxonomy places the organism in Eukaryota, Metazoa, Chordata, Chondrichthyes, Myliobatiformes, Myliobatidae.